This is a messenger RNA of Hydractinia symbiolongicarpus, 874 nucleotides long. RefSeq names its product meiotic nuclear division protein 1 homolog. The record is from RefSeq and is a predicted model, not a curated record. Gene Ontology annotation, molecular function: double-stranded DNA binding. Gene Ontology annotation, cellular component: nucleus. Gene Ontology annotation, biological process: reciprocal meiotic recombination. The transcript is spliced from 6 exons. Bases 149 to 769 code for a protein of 206 amino acids. Lineage: Eukaryota; Metazoa; Cnidaria; Hydrozoa; Anthoathecata; Hydractiniidae.
UGACUAGAAAACAUAAUUUGGUACCUACGCUCUUCCACUUCGCUGAAAUGGCGGGUUGGAAAGCUAGCGCUAAAUCUCGAUAAAUUUGUUUGCUCUAUUACAUAUCAUCAGACUGUAAGAUUUAAUUAGCUUAGGUGACUACAGCAAUAUGUCAAAGAAGAGAGGCCUUAGUCUUGAUGAAAAGCGACAAAAGAUGCUGGAAAUCUUCUAUGAAAAAAAAACGUUUUUCCAGCUGAAAGAAUUGGAGAAAAUUGCACCAAAAGAAAAGGGAAUUACACCGAUGUCAGUAAAAGAUGUUUUGCAAAGCUUGGUUGAUGAUAAUCUUGUGGAUAGUGAACGCAUUGGAACAUCUAAUUAUUUUUGGUCCUUUCCUAGCAAAGCUGUUCACACUAAAAAAAGAAAGAUUGAAGUAUUCUCUGAAAAAAUUGAUGAGUUCAAAAGGAAGAAAGCUGUGAGUUUAUCACGAUUGGAAGAAAUGAAGAAAGGGAAGGAAAAUACAAACGAGCGUGAACAAAUUUCAACAGAACUUGAACAACUGCAAGAAGAGAACAAAAAGCUUUCCCAGCAGCUUGAACAAUACCGUGAAAGUGAUCCCGAAGUUUUGAAAGAAGUAUCGAAUCAAUGUCAAAUUGCUUUUGAAGCUGCCAACAGAUGGACAGAUAACUUAUUUUCAUUGAAAUCGUGGUGUAGCAAAAAAUUCAAUGUCGACACAAAAGUUAUGGAUAAACAGUUUGGGAUUCCUGAGGAUUUUGACUACAUUGAGGAAUGAUAUUUAUCAUAAGAUAUUGAUAUAUAAAUAGCAGUUGUUGAUGUUGUUGAUAUUGUAUAUUUUCUGUUAAUAUUUUUACAUAUAUAUUGUUUUUAUUGUUUAUAA